This is a messenger RNA of Paecilomyces variotii, 1092 nucleotides long. RefSeq lists its product as hypothetical. The record is from RefSeq and is a predicted model, not a curated record. Lineage: Eukaryota; Fungi; Ascomycota; Eurotiomycetes; Eurotiales; Thermoascaceae. The transcript has a single exon. Bases 254 to 958 code for a protein of 234 amino acids.
CACGAGAGCUUGGAGCGUCUUUCCACGAUGAGUUGCCGAGUGCAUCGGCGGCAUCAUACUUAAGCGUCCCGCUCACCAUUCUCCCCGCGGCCCCUCUUCCAACAUCUGCUACAACGCUCAUUACUUGCGAGAUCUUACGAAUGUUGCAAUCUUAGCGAGUUCCAUACGAUAAGAUGCAAAUACUGUUGGGCCUACUAUAUGGAUCUCCUUUAACAGUCUCAGCUUUCCCGCUAAAGAACACGCAGCGGUGCCAAUGACCAGAGAGCAAAGGAUAUAUUUCUCAGAUCUAAUAUCGGAUUUUCUAGCAUCCAUCAUACAUAAUGAGGCUUGUUCAACAGUCUUACUUGUAUGCUCGACACGGGAUCACUUCCUCGAGCAACUGUCGGGUUGCAUACAUCCACUACACGCCGCAUCUCCGACGAGCCUGGAGCAGCAGCUUGAGAACGAUGAGCGUCGCAGUUUCGCACGAGAGCCGGACCAUCCGUUCCUCAGAAAGACGAUUGGGCUCCUGGCGAAUUCAAGAAAAAUCAAACUAGCUUUCUGCCCAACAAUCGAGCAUCUGCGCGCGUAUCUCUCCGGUCUACGUAUUACAGACAACAAAGGCUCAAGGACGGACAAUAGCAGCAGGCCGCUGUUAGCAAUUGUCGAUCUUGUAGCUCUCCAUGCUACAUCUUCCGAGUUCUCUGCCCAAGGCUUGUCGAGGACUCUGGCCCUUGCCGUUGAGGUUUCUGCUAGGGAAAGUCUCGAUAUAGUCCUCUGUGAAUGUAAGGACGCCCUAGAUCCUCAGAGCAGUGAGCGGGGUGAUGGCCUCUGGAAUGUCCAUGUGCCAUUACUCAGUGGUACCACGAGAUCCAGUGGUGAGGGAGCUGGCCGGUCUGGAAGCAGUGUACCUGUGAAAAGCAUCGCACAAAGAUGGUUUAAUUUUGAGCAAAAGAAACAAAUGUCAGCAGAGACUUGAUGGAUAUCACAACACAAUAGGCCAUUAAACGCCAUAUCCAUAUCCCAGGUAUCUAUGUAUAUCAUAUCACAUCGAAAGAAAAUGGGUAUCCUAGACUAGCCAGCCAAUAAACUCCAACUACCUUCCAGCGUGCC